ACCCGUGUCAAAAUGAAACCAGAGCACUACCUGUUUAGCUUAGCUUAGCUUAGCUUAGCUUGUGCGUUUAAAAUAGCCGAAUCAGCUGAUCUGAACAGUGUUAUUAUAAAGAUUCAAGCGAUUUAACUAUAAAACGUUUUUAACACGCCAUAUUGUUAAAGUGGAGACAAACACAGACUCACAGCCUAACGACAUACGCAAGUCAAGCUUUAACAGGCACCUGAUGACCUCUGACCCCUGUGUUUACUGGCGUGAGGCCAUGAUCAGUGUUACACUGUGAAGCCAUGAGUCAGAGGAACAUCGCUGCUGACCUACUGAACAGAAAAAUCCGGGAGAACAGGGCUCUGAGUUUUCAGAGACACUACCAUGUGACUGACCCGUUUAUAAAGCGACUUGGCCUGGAGGCAGAGCUCCAGGGUCACUCGGGGUGUGUGAACUGUCUGGAAUGGAAUGAGAAAGGAGACAUAUUAGCGUCAGGGUCUGAUGAUCAGCAUGUGAUGGUGUGGGAUCCUUUCAGACACAGGAAGCUGAUGAGCAUGCACACGGGUCAUGCUGCUAACAUCUUCUCCGUCAAGUUCCUGCCACACUCUGGAGAUCGGAUCUUGGUGACCGGAGCUGCAGAUACCAAGGUCCACGUUCAUGAUGUGACGGUACAGGAGACGAUCCAUAUGUUCUCUGAUCACACUAACAGAGUGAAGCGCAUCGCCACCGCCCCCAUGUGGCCAAACAUGUUCUGGAGUGCGGCCGAGGACGGCAUCAUCAGGCAGUAUGAUCUGAGAGAGAGCAGUAAACGCUCAGACGUGUUAAUUGAUCUGACAGAGUACUGUGGUCAGCUGGUGGAGGCCAAAUGUCUCGCUGUGAACCCGCGGGAUAAUAACUACCUCGCUGUGGGAGCUAAUGGCCCAUUUGUACGCCUGUAUGACAUCCGCAUGAUCCACAACCACAGGAAGGCUCUUAGUCAGAGUGCAGAAGUUCACACUUUCUGUGAUAAAACGAAGCCCAUCCCUGAUGGAGCAGGACAGUACUACGUGGCAGGUCACCUCCCAGUGAAACUGCCAGAUUAUAACAACAGGCUCCGUGUGUUGGUGGCCACGUAUGUGACGUUCAGUCCUGAUGGGACGGAGCUGCUGGUUAAUAUGGGUGGAGAACAGGUGUAUCUGUUUGAUCUGACGUUUACACAGAGACCGUACACCUUCCUGCUGCCGAAGAAGUGCCAUUCCUCAACAGAGGUGCAAAAUGGGAAAACCACAAACGGAGUUUCUAACGGAAUUCAUCUUCCUGUCAACUGCCUGAAACUUGCUAAUAACAAACCCUGCAGUGAGCUGCCUCCCCACCUUGAGCGCAUUAAACAGCAGGCUAAUGAUGCAUUUGCGCGUCAGCAGUGGACUCAGGCCAUCCAGCUGUACAGUCUGGGGAUCCACACCACAGGACAGAGCAACGCCAUGCUGUACGGGAACCGCGCCGCUGCCUACAUGAAGCGCAAAUGGGACGGGGAUCAUUACGAUGCUCUGCGUGACUGUCUGAAAGCUCUGUCUCUGAACCCGGCUCAUCUGAAGGCUCACUUCCGGCUGGCACGCUGUCUGUUUGAGCUGAAGUACGUGGCUGAGGCUCUCGAGUGUCUGGAUGACUUUAAAGGGAAAUUUCCAGAACAGGCUCACAGCAGUGCCUGCAGCGCCCUCGACAAGGACAUCAAAGCUGCUCUGUUCUCUAAAAAUGACUCUGUAGAUGAGAAGAAAGGGAGCAGCUCGAUUCGCUUCCACAGCUUCAGCCGUAAAGAGUCGAUCCCUGAGGAUGAGGUCAUCCUGAGAGAGCGCAGCUUCGACUACAAGCACAGAUACUGCGGCCACUGCAACACCACCACCGACAUCAAAGAGGCUAACUUCUUUGGCAGUAAAGGGCAGUACAUUGUGAGUGGAUCAGACGACGGCUCCUUCUUUAUCUGGGAGAAGGAGACCACCAACCUGGUGCGAGUGCUACAGGGAGAUGAGUCCAUAGUGAACUGCCUCCAGCCGCAUCCCAGCUACUGUUACCUAGCAACCAGCGGCAUCGACCCUGUAGUGCGGCUCUGGAGCCCACGACCCGAGACGGACAGUGAGAAUGGUCGUGUGGUGGAGGAUAUGGAGGGAGCAUCUCAGGCUAAUCAGAGGAGGAUGAAUGCUGAUCCUCUAGAAGUGAUGCUGCUCAACAUGGGCUAUCGUAUCACAGGGCUGAGCAGCGGCCAUGACGCCUCCGACGAGGACGAGGAUAACACAGAGGGUCAGGUGCAGUGCCGCACCAGCUAGAGUGUGUGUGUGUGUGUGUGUGUGUGUGUGUGUGUGAGAGAGAGUGUGUACGUUUCCUCUACCUGUGGCUCUGCAAUGCACACUCGCUCUUGGAGAGGAAGGGAACAAAUCAUAAGGCACUUGAUCCCACAGUAGGUGGAGUGUCAGACUGGACUGUUCAGACUGGAUGAUGAUGAUAAACUUGUUUCCUCGGUGGUUCUGGAACUGCUGUGUGUAGUUUUGUUCAAUCUGGCCCGCUCUGAUGUCACUUCCUGUUCCUGCAGCUGAGACUCCGCCCAUUGCACGGCCGUGUAUGUCUGUUAGACUUGAGCACUUUGUUUAAAUGGAGGACUUUUUCCAGAAUUAUAAAUGUUUUAUUUUUCUCUUUGAUCUUCUGGUGUUUCAUGUCACUUGGUUGUGUUUCAAGAUUAAAGGAGCAGUUCACAACGUUCA
Tachysurus vachellii is the source of this 2714-nucleotide messenger RNA. It is a transcript of the gene wdtc1, whose product is annotated as WD and tetratricopeptide repeats 1. NCBI's taxonomy places the organism in Eukaryota, Metazoa, Chordata, Actinopteri, Siluriformes, Bagridae. The coding region runs from base 285 to 2282 and encodes 665 amino acids. Gene Ontology annotation, biological process: negative regulation of fatty acid biosynthetic process. The transcript is spliced from 16 exons. The record is from RefSeq and is a predicted model, not a curated record. Gene Ontology annotation, molecular function: protein binding. Gene Ontology annotation, cellular component: Cul4-RING E3 ubiquitin ligase complex; cytoplasm.